GCCACCAACAAACACACACAAACAGAGACACCUGUACACACACACACAGCCAUGUACAUGUACAUACACACACAGAAACAUGUACACACACGCACAGAGACACAUGUAUACACACACACACAUACAGACACAUGUAUACACACACAGGCACGUACAGACACAUGUACAUACACAGAAAUACACACGCACAGACACAUGUACAUACACACAGACACAUGUACACACAGACACAUGUACGUACAUACACACAAACAUGUACAUACACACACAGACACAUGUACACACACACAGACACAUGUACAGAUACACACAUGUACAUACACACAGACACAUACACAUGCAUACACAGACACACACACACACCACCCCUAUAAAAAGUUGCAGUACUUUGUUGUUCACUCAAAGAGGCAGGUACUGCACUCCAGGGGGAGGCAGAGAGCACAGCACACACUCCUUCCUUUGCUUUCACUGCGCUCAGCUAUUGAGCAGUCUGAUGGCUCCCAGUGCCAAUGACAGAUCCGGCCAGAGCUCCGAGCAUGCUCAGCAAGACGGCCCUGGGGGACACACUCGCCCCCACUAUAAUUUCCACUUGCCAUUGGUGAGCAGGCAAGUGGAAGUUUCA
Molecule: messenger RNA, 622 nt
Organism: Staurois parvus
Lineage: Eukaryota; Metazoa; Chordata; Amphibia; Anura; Ranidae
Source: the annotation of a GenBank genome assembly